This is a messenger RNA of Puccinia triticina, 540 nucleotides long. RefSeq lists its product as uncharacterized. NCBI's taxonomy places the organism in Eukaryota, Fungi, Basidiomycota, Pucciniomycetes, Pucciniales, Pucciniaceae. The record is from RefSeq and is a predicted model, not a curated record. The transcript is spliced from 4 exons. Bases 1 to 540 code for a protein of 179 amino acids.
AUGGUCGAAAAAAGCGUGACUAGAGCGGUGGCUGCCAAGCGUGUCAAUGCGGUAGCUAGAAGAGAAGAAGCUGUUGUAGCAGAAUCGUUGACUCCAAGUAUUCUUGUUGGAAAUGAUGAUCCACAACGUGAGGCAGAGGCCAAUUUGGACAAUGAGUUUUUAACUCCAGACGGCAGUGAUAGACUGACUAAAAGUGAGGCCGCACCAGCAGGGCCAAUGGAUGUUUUGGAUUUAGAUGCGAUUAUAUUGGUCCCGAAGUUGCCCAAAUCUACCCCCCACACACUCCGGUAUACGGAGCGCCUCAACAUUACCAGCACACCUCCGGAUACGCUUCAGAAGCAGUCCAAUACCAAGGCUUCAAGAGACCUGGGCCUCAAGGGAGGUGGGGAUCCGAAGAGACGGUUACGAGGCUACCAAGGUUCCAACUUUGUGGAGGGAUAUGUCAACAAACGUCAUGCCAAAUCAACCUGUUACGGUCAACAAGGGGCAAACGCGCCCAAUUACAACCCACAGGGCGGCUCAGGAAAUCCCACCAAGUAG